Ilex paraguariensis (yerba mate) is the source of this 255-nucleotide messenger RNA. NCBI's taxonomy places the organism in Eukaryota, Viridiplantae, Streptophyta, Magnoliopsida, Aquifoliales, Aquifoliaceae. The record is from the annotation of a GenBank genome assembly.
AUGAUACAGUACCUUCCCCCAACUCUAGACCAUCCAGGCUUGGUUAGCUGGCUAAGACCUCCCACUAGCCUGGUAAAGGCGAACUGCGAUGGAUCUUUUGAUGAGAAGAUGAAGCAGUCAGCAAUAGGCGUGGUUAUCAGGGACCACACAGGAGCAGUUGUUGAUGGUUUAGCAUUGCAAUCACCUUUUGAGUCCAGUCUUUAUUCGGAAGCAAUAGCUUUGCGUGAAGCUUGCAUGUGGCUUUCGGCUUUAUAG